This is a messenger RNA of Ectocarpus siliculosus, 1747 nucleotides long. NCBI's taxonomy places the organism in Eukaryota, Phaeophyceae, Ectocarpales, Ectocarpaceae. The record is from the annotation of a GenBank genome assembly.
UCGCCACGAAGUGUGAGCAAACAGGAGACGAAAGGAAAGCUCGCUUGAAAACGCGUGGCUGCUUCACGCUCCGCGAGCCCCAUUAGAUCUAAAUAUGGCAGUUUGCAUGAGGACAUGGCGAUACUACGUCCUUCCUCUCCUCGGAUGCUUAAUUGGUGGGCUUGCUUCCAAUCUCCAGGGAGCUUUCGACCAAAUCGUGAGCCAUCACGCUAAAGAUCUGAGGGCUCUCAAUCGUACGCUCGACAGCUUGACCAAUAUUGCAGAGAACCUGUUCAACGAACCAGAGAACCCGAAGUACCGAAAGAUACGGCUUCUCAACAAGGUCGUCUGGGAGAGGGUCGGUAGCGUCGAUGGGGGCAUCUCCUUCAUGUCAGCCUUGGGCUUCGAUUUAAAUCCAGGUACCGGCGACGGCCCAUGUUUUCAGGCCCGCACAGGUGCCCCCGUUGAGACCGACGUGAGGCAGGCGCUGGAUUUGCUAUCAGCGCGACUUCUACACCAGAGCGAAAGCGGGAGGCCAGCCGCGGAAGCUGAACCUCGUGAAGCAUCUGGUUUCAACCCCUUCACGACCGCAUUUUCUCGGAAAUCGCGCACGCGCUUGCAAGAGCGAGCAGAGCAAGGGUUGGCACAUCUUUCUUACAGCCAGGCGAAGCGGCAGCAACGCUUCUCAACACUUGAAGAACGGCUUGUAACUAUUUUGUUGCCUCAACAGCCGCACGAGGCGUCUGCAGAAAUGGAGGAGCAGGAGCAAGAUGGAGAGCAGGGGGAAGCAGAUGCAGAACAGCGUGAACUUGAACUUGUGGCGCAGCUGUGGAGAGAAAGGAUGGGCAACGAUGAGGUGGAGCGGUUCGAAACCAGGGCAGCGAAAAAGCUCAGAUUGUUGCGCACUGCCAAAUCGUAUCCCUACGUUCUUUGCCGGAUACGCCUACCUGGAGGAGUAUAUUUGCAGGCCCGCUUCAAUUCUAAGGAAAGUUUGGAGACUAUUUAUCAGGUUUUUGGACAAGUCCUUUCCAUGGAAGCUGAAGUUGAUGGACAGCUUUGCCACAACUUCGAGCUCUUUAUGGCGCCACCAACCCGAGUGUUGCCUCGAGAUAGCACCCAAAGCCUCGAAGACUCCAACAUUUUAGCUCCAGCGUGCGUCCUGCACCUCCGAUGGAAGAGCGGAGAAGCUGGACUACAAACCUGGGCGCAGAACUUUGAAGAACGGUUGUCGCGGGCUACGAUGGAUGGCUUAGCGCUCCCCAGGGUGCCGUACUCGUCCAGGCUCGACGUGCCUGAAGCCAUUUCUUCAAGGCGACCCCAAGAGCUUCCUCCUGCUGAAGAAGGUGCUGAUGAUGAUGGGUCAGAAUCGGAAUCGGCUGAGGAGGCGCCAGAGCAGUAGUGUUUUGAAGUUGCAUUUCGUAGAUAAUUUGUUUUGGAGAGCUAAUCGCCGAAGGUUGCCAUGGCGAUUGCAACAGCACUUACGGUUCUACCACUCAAUGAUGUCGUUUCUAGUGUUAGCUCAGUCUCAGUUGCGCAGGUCGUGGUUGUGGCAUACCUACAGGUAGCAGUCAACUUACCAUUUUGUUCCACUCUCGGGCGUCAUGCUUUUGGUAACAAGUAUCGAAAUGUGGUAUCCUCGUUCUUCACUGCAGGUCAAAAUGAAUGGUGGUGUACUUGUUGUGUCGAAUGUCUGUCAACCAAUCCUUUUACAUCAGUAUAACUCGAAACACCUGCGGCUGAUCCCGCCAUAUAUGUAGACAACGGCUCU